Cantharellus anzutake is the source of this 2928-nucleotide messenger RNA. RefSeq names its product armadillo-type protein. The annotation marks the transcript as partial. Lineage: Eukaryota; Fungi; Basidiomycota; Agaricomycetes; Cantharellales; Hydnaceae. The transcript is spliced from 21 exons. Gene Ontology annotation, cellular component: cytoplasm; nuclear membrane. The record is from RefSeq and is a predicted model, not a curated record. Gene Ontology annotation, biological process: protein import into nucleus.
AUAGUUCAGCAACUUUAUUCUGGACACUGUUCACCCGAUCAACAGCACGCUCUUCAACAGCAACUCUUCAACUUUCAGAAGCGCUCCGAAGCAUGGACAAUAGUUGGUCCAUUUCUCAAUCAUGAAGCAAGCCGCUAUUCACAUUCACUUGCCAAGAAUCCAAACGUCCAAUUCUUUGGUGCUCAUACGGCCCAAGUCAAGAUUGCCCGUGAUUGGGAUACGAUUCCCGAAACUGAUAUUGAAGCAUUUCGAGAGUCAUUGCUUUUGCUGACCUCGCAAGCUGCAUCAUCAGGAAAGCCAAAGACUGUCCUGCGCAAAUUAUUUGUUGCCGUGGUGUCACUUGGGUUGAGACUGUGCUCAUAUAACCCUCCUCGAUGGGAAGAUUGGGUGCUCAGCUCUGUUCGCACAUUCUCCGCCUCGUCUUCAUUCCCUCAUGAGGCUCUCCUUACUUAUCUCUCUAUCAUCGCCGAAGAGGCUUCGAGAUCUGACCUUGUUGGACCCAGCCGUGCUCAUCUCAGCACCGCCUUGAGAAGCGCCAGCUACUCCGUCCUCCAAGCUAUAUUGAGCUCCUUGAAUAAUCCGGAACGUGAUGUCAGCGAGAGAGUUGCCGCUUGUAAAUGCUGUGAGACGUGGAUACAACAUCUACCAGCGAAUGACAUUACUAGCACACUUCCGUCGCUUUUUGCUAAUCUGACCGACCCCCUGAUAUUCGUCUCUGCUGCUAGCAUUUUGGAGGAGAUUCUGACAUCGUCACCAUUUUCAAAUGGCACGGGCACUAGAGUUUUGACAGAACCACUUCUAACGUGGUUAGAUGAGGUUGGUCAGAAUAUAUUCCAAAACAGUCUCGAAGUUUCUGCCAUCGAUGAGGUUUCAAGAGGCUUGUGCAAGCUGCUCGUGGCCUUAGGAGACCAUUCCGUCGCGUACAUGGCAUUACACCUUUCAUCGCGCCCGAUUCAGACAUUUUUGCGGGUUUUCUUAGGUUAUACAGGAUUCCCAGGGUGGUACGGUGUUGACGAGGAGGAAAGCGAGAUGACAACAUCUUUCUGGACUUACUUUGGGGAAGCGCUCCUUGAUUCAGAGUUCAUGUCCGAUCCUUCAGCGUCGGAGACGGUUAUGGCAAAAGGUGUCUUUGCAAAGCUAGUUGAUAUACUUGUACGGAAGUGUACAUGGCCCUCGUCAUCUGACUUAAGUGACUGGUCGACAGACCAAAUUGACAGGUUCAUUGCGUACCGAAGGGAUCUCGGAGAGGCCGUUGUAAAUGCUUAUUACAUAAUAAAGGACGAAGCUUUGCGUAUCCUGGUCGAUCCUGUCUGCGAUAAUGUCUUGCUUUCGCCAGACGUUAUCAACUGGGAAACUAUCGAAGCAUCUUUACAUUGUGUGAAAUGUGCUCAAGAUGCCGUCCCACUCCAAGAGAAUAUCUAUUUGCGGCGAUUGUUUUCAAUACUUACUGAAAUUCCUGCAUCUGGAAACCACCGCGUCCGGCAAACCGCACUCAAUCUCAUCGGGGAAUAUUCUACAUGGUUUUCCACACAAGACUCUGCACUCCUCCUGAAAGUUGUCGCGUACGUUUCGAGGAGUCUUGGCGAGCAUGGACUUUCUUUAGUUGCCUCGACGUCAAUGAAACAACUCUGCGAUGCUAACCGCACUCAAUUGGCACCACACAUUGCGUCUUUUGGCGAUGUUCUAGUUCUUGCGGGGAGCGUACCGAAUGCAGAACGUGCCAAAGUCAUCGAAGCCGUGUCAAGCGUAAUACAAGCCCUUCCUCCAGAACAAGGUGCAGCGCCGACGGAGGCUGUCAUUCGCCCCGUCAUCACCGGACUCAGUCUUGCACUAGAGCAAUAUUCAACGCAACCAGAGGAAGCACGCACGUCAGUUAAUGACCAGUUGGUCCUCUUGGUGGCAUGUGCGCGGGGAUUAAGCGCGUCCCAAGAUACCUUUCUCUACGACGACAGCGAUUCGCUCGAACGGUCAUCCACUCUACAGGCUAUGGAACGCGGGCGUGCCUCUUCUUCCUUGGCGCACUCUCGUGAUAUAAUCCUUAGACUCUUGGCCCAAAUAAUGGAUCUUUGGUCUUCUGACUCUGAGGUGGCUGAUACCAUCAGCGAAUUAUUCAAAUACAUGACAGCUCUCCCGGAGGAGGCCACGCUGAUUUCCUUGCCCCCUGCGCCUCUUCUGGAGCUCAUAUGCGUGGCCGCCAAUCGUCAGUUGACAGCAGUUUGGCUAGGCAUCGCUGCGAAGCUAGUGCUUCAACUACAGCCCACGUCUUGGACUUCACUGAAACCUGAACCUGAUGAAGAAAUCCUUGCCUUGGUAAGACAGGCUACCCUUAGCUUAACUGUAUCGUCGUUGCGGACAUUAUCAGAGGAGGGCGCAAUGGAAGCGAAUCCAGAUUUAGUUCAAGGUUUCUUUGCAUGUCUGGAUCAAAUUUCAAUAUCCUUCUUCUCCGCGAUCAUUGCUUUCCCCCCCGAUGUUGCGAACGCUGUUAUGAUGUGUUCAAUUCAUGCCCUCAAACUGCAGGAACGUUACUCAUUGGUUGGGAGCUGCAAAUUUUUGGUCACACUCAUUAAGAAGACGACUAUGGAGCAGGAUGCGAAUUUUGACAAUUCCCGUAACCUCGUCCGACAACAUGGUCAGUCCGUCAUUGAAACUCUGAUAGUUGGCAUUGCUGGGGAUGCACCACGGUCAGCCGUACCCAAUCUUGCCGCUGUCCUGUCAACGAUUGUUUCAAAAUACUCUGAGGCAAGAGCCUGGGUCAUUAAUGCAAUGAAUCAUGUGAGCAGCAUUGUGAGUGCCCUCUCCAAGGACGCAUUUAUGAAGACCGUUAUCAGUUCGAGAUCAUCGGCAAGAACGGCAGCGGCUGCUAAUGACUUCUCACUAAUCGCGAGAGGUUUGACGGGUACAUCCUAUGCGGCAGGCACUAGUAUAUGA